Messenger RNA from Aspergillus homomorphus CBS 101889, 587 nucleotides. RefSeq lists its product as uncharacterized. Bases 1 to 378 code for a protein of 125 amino acids. The record is from RefSeq and is a predicted model, not a curated record. The transcript has a single exon. NCBI's taxonomy places the organism in Eukaryota, Fungi, Ascomycota, Eurotiomycetes, Eurotiales, Aspergillaceae.
AUGUCUGCUCGGUCCCAAAACACGCGUCGGAAUUCAUCUCAAAACCGCCGUCAAGCCUUAAACAGCCAGUGUCUGAACCACGUAUAUGUUCAAAUGGACACCAUGCAAAGACAAUUCAACACGGAACUCUAUUCCAUCCGCCAACAGCUUAAUGUCCUGCAUGAGCAGAUAGCCAUCUACAUCAACUCCAUCAUGCAGGAGAUCAACAUUGUCACGCAGGACAUCACCCGCCUCACCAUUGAUCCCACCAACCAGCAGUUGGGGCUCACCUCUUUGUGGAGCGAACUGCACGAUAUGAAGCAAACCAUUCACAGUCUGCAGCAGGGGAACUCGCAGCCCUCCACAUCGGAAGCCCACCUUGAGAUCAUCAGGGGGUGACAUUCAAAUUUGUAAACUUCGGUGGGGCAUCUGCGGCUAAAGUCGCUAGAGAGCUCCUCCGAUGGCUGAACGGGUUUGAUUUGAGUGCGUCCACGUGGAAAGAGCUUAAUUCGCGCAAGUUUCAGUUAGGGGAUUUAUAGGUAGAAGAGAGAGUACAUGAAAGAAGAUGGGGAACCUGGUUUGUCGAUUGGUCUUUAAGCCACUAUAGC